Messenger RNA from Hibiscus syriacus, 2033 nucleotides. Its product is annotated as vacuolar cation/proton exchanger 5-like. Gene Ontology annotation, cellular component: plant-type vacuole membrane. Gene Ontology annotation, biological process: calcium ion transmembrane transport; intracellular calcium ion homeostasis. The record is from RefSeq and is a predicted model, not a curated record. The coding region runs from base 383 to 1762 and encodes 459 amino acids. Lineage: Eukaryota; Viridiplantae; Streptophyta; Magnoliopsida; Malvales; Malvaceae. The transcript is spliced from 13 exons. Gene Ontology annotation, molecular function: calcium:proton antiporter activity.
AUUAGUUCAGUUUAUUUAGUUCAAGAAGAAGAAAAAAAAAGAAGCAACUUUCAAGGUUAUUUCUUUGGUUCUUUCACGGUCCGUUUAAGGCAGGAAAACAUUAAAAAGACAAACAAAGGCAGGCACUUUCGAAUUACUAGGAAAAAUUACACGAAGAAAACGGAAUCAGAAUUUAGCUACACUACAUAUAACCCCGUAAAGACGGACCUAAUUAGAAUCUAGUCACAUUCGUACGCUCUGUCAUUGAGGGUUCUCUCUCUACCAAAAGAAAAAAAAAGUCUUUUUUUUCUUUUUGGGUAAGGAAUAGUGUUUUUGUUUCUUUUAUUAGGGUUUUUUUCCCGAUUCAUACCCGUUUGGAGAUUUCUGAAGAUUUGCGGUAAAGAUGGAUUACAAGCAGCAAGUUGGAGUUCAAUCCCAUGUUGAACAGAUGGGAUCAGUAGAAGAUAGGUCAAUGGAUGAUCUCGAUGAUGAGUGCCUCCACUCCCCUGGAACAGAUGCUCGAAAAACACAAGCUUCUGAUUCUAAUCGACAAAUACCAUUUUCAGAUCAACAAUUACCACUUUCUGAUGGUUUUCCUAUUGUUGGUAAUAAAAUGGUGAGAAACAGAAUCUAUCAGAGCAUAAAGACCGUAGUUUUCUCUAAUAAACUCAACCUGCUCAUGCCUUUUGGGCCUCUAGCAAUCCUGGUUCACAAGCUGACUGCCAGUAAUGGCUGGGUCUUCUUUCUUAGCUUACUGGGUAUAACACCUUUGGCAGAGCGUUUGGGUUAUGCGACUGAGCAGUUGGCUUUUUUCACUGGACCUACAGUUGGUGGUCUUCUAAACGCUACGUUUGGAAAUGCAACAGAACUGAUUAUUUCGAUAUAUGCUCUGAAAAGUGGAAUGAUACGUGUUGUUCAGCUGUCAUUGUUGGGUUCAAUUUUGUCAAACAUGCUUCUUGUACUUGGGUGUGCGUUCUUCUGCGGUGGGCUUGUAUAUCACAGAAAGGAACAAGUUUUUAACAAGGCUACAGCUGUUGUCAAUUCGGGUCUGCUGCUGAUGGCAGUCAUGGGUUUACUAUUCCCAGCUGUCCUCCACUACACACACACUGAACGGCGAGUUGGGAAGUCAGAGUUGUCUCUUUCAAGAUUUAGCAGUUGUAUAAUGCUUGUAGCCUAUGCUGCCUAUCUUUUUUUCCAGUUAAGAAGUCAAAAUGAUCACUAUUCCCCUAUUAAUGAGGAAGGAAGUACCCAUGGGGAUAACUCAGAUAAUGACGAGGAUGAAGCUCCGGAGAUCUCCAAAUGGGAAUCGAUGAUUUGGCUUACAAUCUUGACUGCUUGGAUCUCUAUCCUAUCAGACUAUUUGGUGGAUACAAUACAGGGGGCAUCUGAAGCAUGGGAUUUAUCGAUUGCAUUUAUCAGUGUUAUCUUGCUCCCCAUUAUUGGGAAUGCUGCAGAGCACGCAAGUGCUAUCAUGUUUGCCAUGAAAGACAAGCUUGAUAUAUCGUUGGGAGUGGCAAUAGGGUCAUCGACUCAAAUUUCUAUGUUUGGGAUUCCUUUUUGUGUGGUUAUCGGGUGGAUGAUGGGACGGGAAAUGGAUUUAAACUUCCAGCUUUUCGAGACAGCAACUCUGUUCAUAACUGUUAUCGUUGUAGCCUUCUUUCUUCAGGAGGGAACGUCAAACUACUUCAAAGGGUUAAUGCUCAUUCUUUGCUAUCUGAUAGUAGCUGCUAGUUUCUUCGCCCACGAAGACCCUACUUCGACUGAUCAAAAGAAGCAACCGUAAACGUGAACGAGGUGGUCGAAUUAAGGGAUGAUUUCCGGAAGAAGUUUAGUCCCACGUCGGUGCUGUAAAUAUUUUCAAUCGCAGAUACUCCGUUCCCCCCAGCUGCUUAUGCAUGUGCAGUUAAUAUUAUUGAAAAACACAGGAGGUGCUUGCUCAUUAUGUUGUUUUAUACUUGUGAUGCCAAAACAUCUGCCAAGAUCGGAAGAGACUUGUGUAUAAUGUAGAAAACAAAUGGAUUCUCUAAAUUUUGGUAGUCCAUGUAGCACACUGA